Messenger RNA from Erinaceus europaeus (western European hedgehog), 2169 nucleotides. It is a transcript of the gene MKRN2, whose product is annotated as makorin ring finger protein 2. The coding region runs from base 178 to 1431 and encodes 417 amino acids. The transcript is spliced from 8 exons. The record is from RefSeq and is a predicted model, not a curated record. Lineage: Eukaryota; Metazoa; Chordata; Mammalia; Eulipotyphla; Erinaceidae. Gene Ontology annotation, molecular function: ubiquitin protein ligase activity; metal ion binding. Gene Ontology annotation, biological process: protein polyubiquitination.
CCCGGGCGGAACCAAUUGUGACGGCGGCAGGGUUUCCGGCCGGCGCUGUAGAGGUGGCGCACGGGUGGUGCGGCGUGACGCGAGCGCGCGGGAUGGGCAGGGCCGAGGCGGUGGCGGAGCAGCGAGCCGGCGGCGGCGGCGGUGGCGGCGGCUCUGCAGUUCUACAGCCCGGUCGCCAUGAGCACCAAGCAGGUCACCUGCAGGUACUUCAUGCAUGGUGUAUGUCGGGAAGGAAGCCAGUGCCUGUUCUCCCAUGACCUGGCCAACAGCAAGCCGUCUACCAUCUGCAAGUACUACCAGAAGGGCUGCUGCGCCUAUGGGACCCGCUGCAGAUACGAUCACACGAGGCCCUCUGCUGCAGCUGGUGGUGCUGUGGGCACCAUGCCCCACGCUGUGCCCUCCCCCGGCCUCCACAGUCCUCACCCUCCUUCCGACCUCACUGCAUCUAUUGUGAAAACAAACUUACACGAGCCUGGGAAACGUGAAAAGAGAACGUUGGUACUUAGAGACCGAAAUCUCACUGGCGGGGCCGAGGAACAGGGCUCUCUGGGUGUGGUGAGUGGUCCCCCAGGCCGCAGCGAGCCCCAGGCCAGCCUGGAAGGGAAGCCACAGUCCUACCUGGAGGCCAUCAGGAGUGGCCUGGAUGAUCCAGAGGCCUGCAGCUCUUACACGGGCGGCGCGCAGCCACUGUGCCCUUAUGCAGCGGCCGGGGAGUGCCGCUUCGGGGAUGCCUGCGCCUACCUACACGGGGACCUGUGUGACAUCUGCCGGCUGCGCGUUCUGCACCCCUGUGACCCAGAGCAGCGCCGAGCUCAUGAGAAGAUGUGCAUGGAGACGUUCGAGCACGAGAUGGAGAAGGCCUUCGCCUUCCAGGCCAGUCAGGACAAAGUGUGCAGCAUCUGCAUGGAGGUGAUCCUGGAGAAGGCAUCGGCCUCGGAGAGAAGGUUCGGGAUCCUCUCCAGCUGCAACCAUACCUACUGCUUGUCCUGUAUCCGGCAGUGGAGGUGUGCCAAGCAGUUUGAGAACCCCAUCAUUAAGUCUUGUCCAGAGUGCCGUGUGAUAUCAGAAUUUGUGAUUCCAAGUGUGUAUUGGGUGGAAGAUCAGAAUAAAAAGAAUGAGUUGAUUGAAGCUUUCAAACAAGGAAUGGGGAAGAAGGCCUGUAAAUACUUCGAACAAGGCAAAGGGACCUGCCCGUUUGGAAGCAGAUGCCUGUACCGCCACGCGUACCCUGAUGGGCGGCUGGCAGAGCCCGAGAAGCCUCGGAAACAGCUGAGCUCUGAAGGCACCGUGCGGUUCCUCAAUUCUGUGCGGCUCUGGGAUUUCAUUGAGAACCGAGAGAGCCACCACGUCCCUGGCACAGAGGACGUGGACAUGACAGAGCUUGGGGACCUGUUCAUGCACCUGUCGGGUGUGGAGCCGGCUGAGCCCUGAGCUGCCCCAGCGGGGUGCCUGCACCCCAGGUAGGCCGGCUGCUGGGUCUGCUCGUCACCUCCACGGGACAGGGGACAGAGGACAUAAAGUAGCCCGACACUGUGUGGAGUCGCUGCUUUUGUAGCCGAUGCACUAGCCGCCCCUCAUGCUGGCUCUCCUCGGCCCUGGGGCCGUCACGUCCCCUCGCUAAUGUCUGUGCGUGCAUGGUCGCACACUCCCCUGAGCCGCCCCUCCCGGUCAGCACCCGGGUGCCUCCUUCCUGGUCACCUAGUCGCACCCCUAGCACAGUCUGGCUUUGAUUUGCAGUCGUGUGUGAUCUCAGUGACAUCCCGGCAGGCUCCCUCCUGGUCUGGGCAACAGGGCUCCUAAGAGCGGAGCACAUGGCAUCGCCUAUUAGCGUUUCUGAAGCUUAACCUGCCGAAGCAGUGAGCCCCCAGCCUAAGUUCCCUGUUUUUAUCAGCAGCUGUAGACGUCACGUGUUUUAUGAAAUGCAUUAAAGCGGAUAGAAAGUCCGCCCGGGCUAGUGUUCUUCUGCAUCAUUUUACGUCAUCUCCUGAGAGUAGCAAGAGGAUGAACAGAGUCCACGGGUGGGGACAGCAUGGCUUUUUAAAGGAGGAAAUAGCCAUUGAGCCUACAUUUAAUUUAUUUUAUUAAAAUAACACAAUUAAGGAACCACUGGAUAAUUGUAUUUUAUCAGGCGCAAUAAAAACAAAAUUAAAACCCAAAUCAUCAAGAAAA